Messenger RNA from Miscanthus lutarioriparius, 1920 nucleotides. The record is from the annotation of a GenBank genome assembly. NCBI's taxonomy places the organism in Eukaryota, Viridiplantae, Streptophyta, Magnoliopsida, Poales, Poaceae.
AUGAAUAACGGUUUCGCGGGUGUCCUCCACCGCGGAAACCAGGCUCUCAUGGAUGAUUCUGCAGUGUCAGUUGGUUUCUCAGUGACGAGCUACACAACGGGUAGCCAUGGUCAGAAUCAGAUAACAUUUGGCACAGACCAGCUGGGUUCAGCAGUGAACAGUAGCAGCAGCCAUGGCCACAGAGGUUUUCAGAGGCCGAUUCAUGCGCCUGCUCAAGAUGAUGGAUGCAGGCUAGUCCUCGGGCUGGGUCCGACGCCGGACCCGGACGUUAACUCUUGUGAUUGUGAUCAACAGCAGCCUGCCGGAGCAGACAAGUCGAGACCACCUGUAACUUUGUUUGGCCAGAGCUUCUCCUUCGCUGAUCCAGGGGCGCUGAACCUUGGGAUUCAUCAGGGGCGAAAUGCUGGAGCAACUAAACACUUGGGCGUACCUGCCGGAACCAUCAUCUCCUUUUCCACUGUUGAUGAGGGCUCCACGUCCGCCAGGAGAAGCUCCGGCGGCUACAUGCCAUCGCUGCUCUUCGCGCCUCGGCCAAACUAUUCAACAGCCGAAGAGGAGCAGGGUUUGCUAGAUGAUGCAGACGACAGUAAUGACGGUACUGAUCCCCGCGGUUUUCAGCUCAGCCCUGAACCUUCGGUAUCCAUGACGGAGGCUUCAUUUGGUGGCGUCAGCUCUGAUGUCGUGACCGUGGUAAGCAAUCCUGGACAGCAGGCUCAACGCCGGCAUCCCAAGAAGUGCAGGUUCAAAGGGUGCUCCAAGGGCGCGCGAGGCGCGUCGGGCCUGUGCAUCGCUCACGGCGGCGGGCAGAGGUGCCAGAAGCCCGGGUGUCACAAGGGCGCCGAGAGCCGCACGGCCUACUGCAAGGCCCACGGCGGAGGACGACGGUGCCUGCAUCUCGGCUGCACCAAGAGCGCGGAAGGGAAGACGGAUCACUGCAUCGCCCAUGGCGGCGGCCGACGGUGCGGCUACCCUGACUGCCCUAAAGCCGCGCGGGGCAAGUCCGGGCGGUGCAUCAAGCACGGCGGCGGGAAGAGGUGCUUGGUCGAGGGCUGCAUCAGGAGCGCCGAGGGAAGGGUCGGGCUGUGCAUCUCUCACGGCGGCGGGCGGCGGUGCCAGUUCCCGGACUGCCGCAAGGGAGCGCAGGGCAGCACCCUGUACUGCAAGUCGCACGGCGGAGGGAAGCGGUGCGUCUUCGAGGGGUGCGGCAAGGGGGCCGAAGGCAGCACGCCGCUGUGCAAGGCGCACGGCGGCGGGAAGCGGUGCAUGUACGAGGGCGGCGGCGUGUGCCCCAAGAGCGUCCACGGCGGCACGGACUUCUGCGUGGCGCACGGCGGCGGGAAGCGGUGCGUGGUGGCCGGGUGCAGCAAGAGCGCGCGCGGGCGCACGGACCGCUGCGUGAAGCACGGCGGUGGCAAGCGGUGCAGGGUGGACGGGUGCGGCAAGAGCGCGCAGGGGAGCACCGAGUACUGCAAGGCCCACGGCGGCGGGAAGCGGUGCAACUUCGGCGGCGGCUGCGAGAAGUUCUCGCGCGGCCGGAGCGGGCUCUGCGCGGCGCACGGCACGCUGGUGGCCUCGCAGCAGCGCCGCGGCGGCGGCUGCAUGAUCGGGCCGGGCCUCUUCCACGGCAUCGUUGGGUCCGCCAGCGCGGCGAACGUGAACAGCGACUACUCGUCGUCGGGCGUGAGCACAGUGUCGGACUGCGGCGGCUCGCCUGAGGCGGCGACGAGGAGGCAGGAGCUGAUCCCUCCCCAGGUGCUGGUCCCCCACUCUAUGAAAUCCUUGACGGCGGCAGCCGUGCAGCCACCGGAGAGGAGCAGAGAGGGAGGGGCGGUCGCCGUCCCCGAGGGGAGGGUGCACGGCGGUGGCCUCCUGUCGUUGCUUGGCGGGAGCUUCAGGAACGUCGACGUCGACAAGCUGUGA